Adineta steineri is the source of this 2421-nucleotide messenger RNA. Lineage: Eukaryota; Metazoa; Rotifera; Eurotatoria; Adinetida; Adinetidae. The record is from the annotation of a GenBank genome assembly.
AUGAAACAUAUACCAGCUAAUGUUAAAAAUAAGUAUGAAAUACUUGGUGUUAUCGGUGAAGGUUCGUAUGGUAUAGUGCUUAAAGCUCGAAAAAAAGAUACAAAUGCAAUUGUUGCUAUUAAACAGUUUAAACAAGCUCCAGCAGGACAUUAUACAGAUAUGGAUAUAAUUGAACGUGAAUUAAAUGUUCUUCAAUCACUUCGAUUUGAAAAUGUUGUAGAAUUAAUUGAAUGGUUUCGUCAUAAGAAACAAUGUUUUCUUGUAUUUGAAUAUGUUGAAUGGAAUAUGUUACAAGUUUUACAAGAACAUCCCGAUGGUUUAGCAUUAGAACAAGUACGUCAUUUAUCAUCUCAAUUAUUUAAUGCUAUUCAUUGGUGUCAUACACAUGAAAUAAUUCAUCGUGAUAUAAAACCAGAAAAUUUACUUAUAUCAAAAAAUUUCAUAUUAAAAUUAUGUGAUUUUGGUUUUGCAAGAUUUUGUAAUACACAAACAACAGCUGAUUUUUAUACUGAUUAUGUUGCAACAAGAUGGUAUCGAUCACCAGAAUUACUUAUCGGAUCACCUUAUGGAAAACCAGUUGAUAUCUGGGCAUGUGGAUGUAUUAUGGCGGAACUUGCUACUGGUCAAGCAUUAUUCGCGGGUGAAAGUGAUAUUGAUCAACUUUAUCGUAUUCAAAAAUGUUUGGGACCAUUACCCUCGAAAUAUGUAGAAGCAAUGAAAACUAAUCCAAAAUUUGAUGGAUUAAAAUUUCCACCUAUUCUUCAUUUAGAAACAUUAGAGCGACGUUAUGGUCAUUUAUUUCCACCUGAUGUUAUGUCUUUAUUUACAGGAGCUUUACGUUUAUAUGCUCUCGAGCGUUUAACAGCUGAGGCAUGUAUUCAACAUGAAGCUUUUACUUAUGCCAGUCGAAAACAACGGCAACGACGUUCACGACAACAAAGACCAAAAACUGUUGUUGGUAUAAUUGAUAUAUCUCAAUCACAGUAUGAUCCUAGUAAUGAUACGAGAAAUUUUCCAACAUCUUUUGGUGAUAGUCGUUUAGGCAAAUAUCAUGAUAAUCAUAGUGAUAUUCAACUUCGUCGUCGAUCUCCAACAUCAUCUAUUAAUAAUGGUAUUGAUAGUGGAACAGAAAUAUCAGCUAUUCCUCCGUCUUCAUUUGCUUCACAACCAUACAGAUAUCGUAGUAAUACACAAAUGACUGAUCGAUCACAUACAUCUCAUCAACAACAACAAAUAAAAACUAAUCCAACACAAUUACGACCGCAUUCAUCAUCUAGUGAAGAAUGUAUUCAACCAACUUCUGUUGAUCUAAUUAAUUCUAAUGGUGCAAGUGCCGAUGAUGAUGAUGAUGACGACGAUGAUCCAAAUAAUAUUUUCUCAAGUCAUAAUAAUCAAAAGCGGAAAUAUAUUAAAAAUCUUCAAGCACAACAUCUACCAUCAAUGCCUCUAAAUCAACAACAAUCACUACCAAUUACAUCUUCAACAUCAAAAAAUGUCUUAUCAAAAACUAAACAAUCAUAUCAAAAACAAUCAAAUCGUAUUUUACAUAAUUCAUCUAAAGAUGCAGGUAAAAAACAUAAACGAUUUACUCUUGAUUCAUAUGAAAAUCGUUAUUAUCAACAAUUUCAAACGGUAUUAAACAAUCAACAAGUUCCAGAAUCUAAUAUUUCUCGUCUCUCAAUGGCUGUUGUACCUAGUCUUAAUAUAAAUGCAUGUGGUGUUCCAACAAAUAAUAAUAACAGUCAUAAUGUAUCAUUAUUAUCAUUUAAACAAUCACAGUCAAGAGAGGAGUCAAAUAGUGAUAUACAACAAAAACCAAAGACACGAGAUUUAGUUCGUAGUCGAACAGUUGAAUGUCAUCCAUCUACAAUUAUAUCUGUAGAACCGACACCUAAUUUUCAACGAGCACCUUCAAGACAAACUGUUGUUUCUCACCAUCAGAUGGUACCUGAUCCAAUGGAUCAAACAGAUGUCGAGACUACAGUCUCAGCAACAUACUCUACUACUCGUAAUCUUGAACAACCAAAUAUUAAUAAAUAUACAUGUAAUCUGGAAUCACGAAAGUCUACAUAUGCAAGUGAUAGUCAUUUGAUAAACUCUACUGGAUAUACUUCUUCUUUUAGUCGAUCACAUUUUCCUCCUACUAAGGGUGAUUUUGCUCAACUAAAUAAAAUUCUCCAAGCACCACAAAGAGAAACAAAUCAUGAUCUAAUCAAAUCUGCUAAAAUAUCAACAAAACAUAACAGUACACUUUUCCCCAAACCACCGACAGAAUCAACUCGAAGACAACAAUUAAAUACUACUUUUUUCGGUGUUCAUGCCUACGCACGAACUGCUUCACAACAUACUAUAAUGUCAACAUCUCAACGUCAACAAUCAAUUCGUUUACCAAGUACAAAAUCCCGUCUACAUGAUCGUUAA